AUGACGACCGUCAUUCGCACCCGCCACCCGUUGCAAGUCAUUAGCAUGAGCAACGAGCAGCCUGGAUCAAGGAAAAGCAAGCGCCUUGCGGCCUCGUCGGUAUAUGACGAACAAGAUGGCGACUUCCAUUUCACGCGCGGAUCGAAACCGAAGCGAGUUAAGAGCGCGGAAUCCGAGCCGGAGCCAGAGACCGGGCCAGAACCUGACCCCGCGCCGAUUGUCGCGAAGAAAUCGGGAAGGGGCAGACCCGCGAAGACACGCGCUUCAGUAGCAGCCAAGGCACCCGAACCGACCCCAUCGGUAACGGCACCCAAAGCAGCGACUUCAUCAAGGCCCCGGACGCGACGAACCGCGAGUUUGCAGCCGGCAGAGGAGGAUGAGCUGGAAUUCGUUGCGCCAAAGCGUACGACGCGUCGAAGCACGCGCAGCUCUACGGGCAAGGCAGAUAAGCCGGAGAAGGAAAAGCCGCUUAACAGACCAGCGCCAGUACCGGAGGAAGAAUACGAUGCCGAAACCGCGACACCAAUGGAAGUGGAGAGACAACAGACGCCACGCGUUAUGGACGAGCCAGUUGAGUCCGAGAAGAUAACGCUCCCCGUCAGUGACACGCCCGUCAUCAAUAGAAACAAGGAAAUGCGGAAAAAAGGAGGCGGCAACCGGCGGAGCAGCACGGGUAUGCGCGGCAGGAGAGCAAGUUCCCUAAUCGAGAGCGGACACAAUGCGAUUCCCCAUCGGGAGGUCGAAACUGCGGAAUUUUACAAGCACAUCGAGUCUGAAGGCCUCAUGGAACCGAGGCGGAUGAAGCAACUGCUAACCUGGUGCGGCGAACGAGCACUGCUGGAAAAGCCGCCGCAUGGUCAAACAGAUUCUAACACAAUUCUGGGUGCUCGCUACAUCCAAGAGCAAUUGCUCAAGGACUUUUCGACGAAAUCGGAAUUCUCGGACUGGUUCAGUCGAGAAGAGGGACCGAAGAAGCCCGUGAUAUACAAGCCGAACCCACGUAACAUUGAACACCAAGAGAAGAUUGAGCAACUAGAACAGAAAGUCAAGAGACUAAAAGAAGAGAAGAAGAAGUGGCUGGCGCUGAAGAAAUCGCGUAUAGAAGUCGCACCGCUAUUCCCAGAAGCAGGUGCCGCGCAAACAGCAGUGGCGGAUGCAUCAGUGCUCGAUCCGAACGAGACAGAAAUGCUGAGCUGGCUCACCAACCCGGCGUCUUCGUUUGAGAGCGUUCGUGCCAAGACGCUCUCCCGCCUGCAAAACACGCAGUCAACGCUAGAGUUCAAGGUGGACCAGCUCGCUGACGGCAUACACAAGCUCUUGCAGCGAGUCGACACGGCAGGCCGAGAGGCGGACAAGGUGCUCUCGCUGAGCGCUGCGCGGCUCAAGGAGCGAGAAGUGAGGGAAAAGGCCAAUGCUGGCACCAAAGAGAUGCCCGUCAUGGAGGUGCUGCGCAGCCUAGGUAGGAUACUACCAGAGGGCGCGGAGUAA
Messenger RNA from Colletotrichum graminicola M1.001, 1488 nucleotides. RefSeq lists its product as uncharacterized. The record is from RefSeq and is a predicted model, not a curated record. Gene Ontology annotation, cellular component: MIS12/MIND type complex. Gene Ontology annotation, biological process: mitotic sister chromatid segregation; cell division. NCBI's taxonomy places the organism in Eukaryota, Fungi, Ascomycota, Sordariomycetes, Glomerellales, Glomerellaceae. The transcript has 4 exons. Bases 1 to 1488 code for a protein of 495 amino acids.